This is a messenger RNA of Exaiptasia diaphana, 636 nucleotides long. RefSeq names its product protein ParA-like. Bases 1 to 636 code for a protein of 211 amino acids. The record is from RefSeq and is a predicted model, not a curated record. The transcript has a single exon. Lineage: Eukaryota; Metazoa; Cnidaria; Anthozoa; Actiniaria; Aiptasiidae.
AUGCUCACAAUCUCUAUAAUUGCGCAGAAAGGUGGGAGCGGAAAGACGACGGUGGCUCGUUGUCUCGCCGUCAGCUUUGAGCUGUCGGGGCGUUCGGCAGCGAUUAUUGAUCUUGAUCCGCAGGCAUCGGCGACGCUUUGGGGGGACCGGAGGGGGGAAGAUAAUCCGCCUGAAGUCAUCUCGACCGCCCUGCCGUUGCUGGAUAAGACCUUGGCCGCGGCCAAGGCUUCUGUAGAUGUAGUUUUGAUCGACACUCCUCCCAAGAGUUCAGAGGCGGCUUUGGCCGCUGCUAAGGCAGCAGAUCUAGUGUUGAUUCCGUGUCGCCCACAGAUUGACGAUAUCGAAACACUUCCGGCAACUCGCCAACUUCUAGAGCUCGUGGGGAAAGGGGAUCGAUCGUUUGUAGUGUUGAAUAGCGUGCCGUCCUAUCGACCCAGAACAGAGGAAGCUAUGGAGUCGAUUAAGUCCCACCCGAAGGGAUCGUUUGAUGUGUGUUCGGUGACGUUUGGUCAACGGGCUGCUUUUGGGGACUCGUCGGUCGUUGGCCGGACGCCGUCGGAGUUCGAUCCGGAUGGAAAAGCAUCAGAAGAAUGUGAGAAACUUCAUAAAUUUGUUAAGAAGAUUGUGAGUAUGUGA